UCCAAAAAAUCUCAAAACACAGGCAGACCUCUAUCGACUCUGGUUCAUCACUUUCACCAAAAAGCUCUCUACCAUGACAAACCACCAAGACGAUCUCGAUCUCCUUCUCUCUCUUCAAGAUAGGGUUUUGGAGACCCCUCCUGCUUCUCCCUCAGCUCUCCACCCCCAAUCACCAGGGUACCUUUCGGACGAUGGAUUGCCUAAGCGUGUGGGACAGGUCGACAUGUCUGUAUUUCGCAAUGCUGUCGAAGAUUGCCUCGAUUAUGAGCCUGAAAAUGCCAAGAAAUCUGUCAAAUCAAGCCAGUUGAAGAAGGCCAAUGAUCCUGAGGUUGAAAAGUUUUCGGGUUUGCGAAUUCGGAAUCAACUAAUCUCUCAUGUAGAACUGAGCAAUCACUUUUCUGACAUUCGAUUUGUUCGGUUACCAGCAAUAAAGAAUGUGCUAAAUGGGGAUACUCUGUCUGGUUGUUGGGCAACUGUUGGAGUUUUAGUUGAAAAAGGGAACCCAAAAGUUAGUACAACAGGGAAGAACUAUUGUAUAUGGAAACUUGGGUGUCUAGAUGAAAAGACUAUUUCUGUUUUCUUGUUCGGCGAUGCUUACCAGAAGUAUUCGAUAGAGGUGGCUGGAACUGUCUUUGCCCUGCUCAAUUGUGCCGUUCGCAAGGACAAUUUGGGGCCGGGGUUUUCCUUGAGUGUUUAUUCUGCUGGUCAAAUUUUAAAGAUUGGCACUUCUUUAGAUUAUGGAGUUUGCAAGGGGAAAAGGAAGGAUGGGAUGGCUUGUACACUAGUCAUUAAUAAACGUCGUGGAAUAUAUUGCUCGUACCAUAGAUCGAAAGCAUCUGAAAAGUACUCCAUUACGCGAACGGAACUCAAGGGAGGGAAUUUGAGAACAGCCUUCAGGAAUCCUUUUAAGCCAGAAGGAAUUUACAUGGUUGAUCCUCUAGCUGACAGAACAAAUUUAAGAAAACAAUUGCAGCCGGCGAAAUUGUUGUCUGUAGAAGAAUUGAAGAAGGCUUUAAGCAAUGCAGGCAAAGUAACAACGAAUGCCCACUCACAAGGAAUAAGAUUUCUCACUGAAGUUGCAGGUCAAUUCGGUCCAAAACCUAUAGAUAGAGCUCAUGCCUUGCCGAAAUUACAGAGCUCAGAGAAGAGGUUAUCAUCGACUGAGAGGUCGGAUACACAUGCAGUCAGAAGUCAACAAACAAAUGCAAAACGAAUUAAAAGGGUGCAGGGGCAACCUGCACCUGAGAAACCGAAGGAGGUUAGAGAAAAAAUGAUUGAAUUAGAAUGUUAUAGCUCGGAUGAAGAAAUGUGAGACUUCCUUAUUAACCCCCUUUAUGACUUGGUGUAAUUGAGCAUUCUACUUGUGGAAAGAACAUGACACAAGUUAUAAUUCUUGGUGGCAUUGCUCUUUGUUGAAGUUUCGAGAAAAAUAAAGAUCCAUCCAAUGGUUUUCUUCUUUUUUAUUUAUUUUUUAAUCAUUGGUUCACUAGGGCUUGUAUCCACCAUUGGACACUUAAUGCACCUAUGUAAGUGAAAAAGAUUGAGAAACUGUAUAGCAGUUUAGCUUGAGUAUUGAAGCUUACAAAUAUGUAAUGUUUUUAAACCACCUCCUUGUGGAGAAUUUUGGCUGCUUUUAAAAAAGAAAAAAGAAAAAAAAAGGUCUAAUAUGUUGAUCAAA
Molecule: messenger RNA, 1678 nt
Organism: Camellia sinensis
Lineage: Eukaryota; Viridiplantae; Streptophyta; Magnoliopsida; Ericales; Theaceae
Gene: MCM10
Product: minichromosome maintenance 10
Biological process (GO): DNA replication initiation; DNA replication
Cellular component (GO): nucleus; nuclear replication fork
Molecular function (GO): DNA replication origin binding; single-stranded DNA binding
Source: RefSeq, a predicted model, not a curated record